Prunus avium (sweet cherry) is the source of this 549-nucleotide messenger RNA. Lineage: Eukaryota; Viridiplantae; Streptophyta; Magnoliopsida; Rosales; Rosaceae. The record is from RefSeq and is a predicted model, not a curated record.
AUGUUUCGAAGUAUUGUAGGGGAUUUGCAAUACUUGACAUUUACAAGACCGGAUAUAGCUUAUGCUGUGAAUACUGCCUGCCAAUAUAUGACUGCACCAACAGAUGUUCAUUUUCAUUUGAUCAAACGAAUAUUGAGAUAUGUUCAAGGCAUUCUGAAGCAUGGUAUCAGUUUUACUAGUGGCCCUUGGCACCUCACUGCAUAUAGUGAUGCAGAUUGGGCCGGGGACAUCAAUACCAGGAGAUCAACUACUGGGUUUGUAGUUUUCUUGGGUCACAAUCCUGUAUCUUGGCAAUCAAAGAAGCAGAGCUCAGUUUCUAGAAGUUCUACAGAAACUGAGUAUCGAGCCUUGGCAAACAGUGCGGCAGAUCUUUUUUUGGUACUACAAGUUUUGCAGGAUUUGCAACUAGAUAUUGAUUUUCAUUUCAUAAGGGAAAAGGUGCAGAGAAAAGAUCUUAUAGUGCAGUAUAUUCCAACCGAAGAACAGCUAGCCGAUGUGUUACCAAAGGUCUGCAUAGUCCCAUUUUCUCACAACGUUGUGCACAUAUGA